AUGGGGCCGGGUGUUCCCCCUCCCCCCUCUUGCCCUCUGUUGCUUCUACUGCUGCGGCCGACCUCGUUGGUUUCGAGUCGGUCGGCGCUGCGUCUGCCCCGAGCGGGAGACGCCGCACCGGCAAGGGCAAGGGGGGCAAGGGCGCUGGAGGGGCUGGCAGGGGCGGUGGAGGUGGUGGUGGAGGCAGUGGAGGGGGUGGGGGUGGGGGUGGGGGUGGUGGUGGGAGUGGUAGCGCUGGUGGAGGUGUCGGUGGCAGCAAUGGAGGCGGAGGAUGCGGCGGCGGUGGCGGAGGGAGCGGAGGCGGCGGAGGUGGUGGAGGCGGCGGAGGCGGCGGAGUUGGCGGAGGCGGCGGUGGCAGCAGUGGACCUGGUCGCGGCUCCGCACAGAGGAGUGGGUCCGGUGGUGGUCCGCGCCAGGAGCAGCAGCGCAGUCGUGAGACCCUGUCCCCUCAGCAGCUUCGUGAGUGGUACGCUGCGCGUUAGCGCGGUGGGGGUACUGGUCCCUGCACCUACGUUCUCUGUACCGGUGACCGCGCUGGUGAGCAGUGCGGGGGCCCGCACUCCACCCAGCGCUGCUUCGGCCGCCUGA
Molecule: messenger RNA, 588 nt
Organism: Closterium sp. NIES-65
Lineage: Eukaryota; Viridiplantae; Streptophyta; Zygnematophyceae; Desmidiales; Closteriaceae
Source: the annotation of a GenBank genome assembly